UAACCAUAGUGUGCGGGUCAGUGUGCGUGCACCUCGACUUUGAACAGGUACAUGCUACCUCCCACCUGCACAGAUAUCGGCUAACUCUGUCGGUCUGUCCACCAAGGCUCCCACCAGCACAGAUAUCGGCUAACUCUGUCCACCAAGGCUUGGAAAGAUGGAAAGAAAUCACCUAGUGUUUUUGCUUGGUCUUGGUUUUCUUUAGUUUAUCUAUUAGGGAUAUUGUAAAUAAAUACAUCCUUUCCGACUGUCGAAAGAAGGAAGUUCACUUUUUAGUGACCAGAGAUUGACUAGUUUAUUUAAUUGACUUAAAGAUCAUUCUUUAUAUUUUACUAGUUAAGGCGUUCGAUCAUCUGUCGGUGAGGUCGAUUGAAGAGAAAUGAAUGAGAUGUUUAAUUGACUUGUUGCUUAUGUAAAUGGUUAUUAGACUUGCAAGUUUGCAUGUACUGCUCUUUAAUCUAAUAGCUAGAUUUUGGUAUUGAUGUUGCUUCGUUUCUAGAUUAGCACUUCGUGAAUAGAUGUACAUAAGUAAGAUUAAGAGAGAUGAAUGAGAUAUGUUUAGUUGAUUUAGUUUUUAUGUUUUUUCCUUAUUCAGUUGAAAUUGAUAUGUUUACUAGACUUGCAAUCUUGUCUUGUUCUUCCCUUCAAUGUAGGCCUAUUUAUGUGAGCUCGAUUAUUGUGCCAUGACCUACUGUCAUGUUUUCAUCUAAGUGAGUGAUUUCUGAGGAUAAGUUUAAGGAAUACUAAUUGUUUGGGCAUGGGCCAGAAGUGGUGCCUAUGAAAUAUUCUAACUUAGUUAUUUGAGCUAUGUAUUAGUGUAUUGUACUUAGGGUGUAUGAUGUUUUCUGUUGUCGAUUGUAGGAUAUAAUGGUGAAAAAGGUUAAGAAAAAUGGCAAAGGUGGUUUGAAGGAGAAGCGGAAUCCAGUGGCAUCUCCAAAUCUUGUUGCUCAACAAGACACCCAAAAAGUUAAUACCCCCGAGGAUGGAGUUACAGCUGUAAAUGAUAAAAAAAUAUGUGACCAUAUUGAUAAGAGUAUUGAUGUGGAGAAAGUUUCUGCUAAACUUGGCUCUUCAGGACCUGUUAGGUGUGAAGAUUGCAGGGAAGGAGCGGUUAAUAGACGGGCUGGGAAAGGAAAAGGUAAACAUGGAAAAAAGAAGGGAGGUGGAGAAUCAAAGUCAGAUUCCAAAGCCAUUUGGAUCUGUUUAGAGUGUGGUCAUUUCUCGUGUGGAGGUGUUGGAUUUCCUACUACUCCUCAGAGUCAUGCAGUUCGGCAUGCAAGACAGUAUCGCCACUCAUUGGCAGUGCAGUUUGAAAAUCCUCAGCUGCGCUGGUGUUUCUCGUGCAAUAGACUAAUUCCUGCCGAAAAGAUAGAGGAGAGCACUGAACAAAAGUAUGUAUUACAGGACAUUGUGAAGAUGAUUAAAGGGCGGUCGACUGAAGAGCCUAGUCUUGAUGUUGAGGAUGUUUGGUUUGGGACGGGGAGUAUCACGAGUGGGAUCAAGUCAGAAGCUAGUGUUGAAAUUGGUGCCUACGGGAAAAGUGGUUAUGUUGUUAGGGGAUUGCUUAAUUUAGGAAAUACUUGUUUUUUUAAUUCUAUAAUUCAAAACCUACUUGCAAUGAAUAGAUUACGGGAUUACUUUCUUGAAAUGGACGAUUGUGCUGGUCCUCUUACUGCUUCUUUUACGAAGCUCUUUGCUGAGACGAGUCCUGAGGAUACCUUAAGAAAUGCUAUAAAUCCAAAAACUUUCUUUGGUUCCUUGUGUGCGAAGGCUCCACAAUUUAGGGGAUAUCAACAGCACGACAGUCACGAGUUGCUUCAUUGUUUGCUUGACGGUUUGUGUACCGAGGAAUUGACUGCAAGAAAGAAACUCAAGUCUUCGCAGGAUGAUGGCAAGUCUCCUCCUACUUUUGUUGAUGCCAUCUUUGGGGGUCGUCUCUCUAGUACUGUUACUUGUCUGGAGUGUGGACACUCUUCAUUAGUAAAUGAGCCAUUCUUGGAUCUCUCGUUGCCGGUUCCCACUAAGAAGCCUCCACCUAAAAAGACUCAGCCAGUUUCCCGAGCGAAGAAAUCAAAACAUCCUCCAAAGAGAAGUGGAAGAGUCCGCCCCAAGAUUAGCAGAGACGCAGCUUCUCUUAAUGCUCAAAGUGCUCAAGAAAGCACUUCGAUGCAGUCUAGUACGCCAAUCACUGAAGGAACAACAGUUCCUUCUGACGGUGCAUUGCUAGAUUGCGUUGAUGCUAGUGAUGUUGCUGAUAAUAUGGGCUUAACUUCACAUAAUCUAUCUUCCUCUCUGAAGUUCAAUAAUGAAAAAAAUGUAGACGGUGAGUCGACUUCAAUGGACAAUUUUACAUGGUUGGAUUAUCUUGAUCAAGAUAGCCCGCCUAAUGGUAAUGACAUCGUUUCUCAAGUAACUUCUCCUGAUCUAUCUUCCUCUCAGAAUGGUAUUACUGGACAGUUGAAUUCAGUGGAGAACUUUACAUGUUCGACUAAUCUUGAUCAAGAUAUUCUGCCCAAGGGUGAUGACAUCGCAUCACAAAAUGAUGAUAUUCUGACUAAUCAGGGUUGCGGAACUGAAUAUGCUGUUCAACAUAAUGUCUCCUUGCAAAAUAAUCAGGAUUGUGGAGAGGAAGCUUGUUCUCCAGAUGAUUCGAUUUGCUUGGACGAUCAAGGACGAUCUAAGUCACCAAACUGCAAUAUAGCUUCUCAAUUUUGUGAAGAAGCACCAGUUAAAGACUGCUAUGCUAGUGAAGUUGCGUGUAACUCAGCAUCAAACAGCCAGUUCUUCUCGGCGGAUUCAAAUCUUGGAAACGAUUCAUCAACGAGGAUUUGGGAAGAUGAAGCCCCAUUACAGGUACAAGAUUCAGAAAUUCUGUUGCUUCCUUAUAAGGAAGAGACCUCAGCUACCAGUGACAUACCAAAAGCAGAAGGCAAGGUGUCCUAUGAUGCUGUUUUCGGUGAACAAGAUUUUACGGACUUUGAUGGUUUCGGCGGCCUAUUCAAUGAACCUGAGCCGGUUGCAGGGCCUGCUGAAAAGCCUUUACUAAAUGGUCCUGCUUCUACGUCAAAUGGAUUUGGAGAAGCUAGCUCUGCUGUUGGAAAUAGCACUGAGUCUGAUCCAGAUGAGGUUGAUAAUACUGAUGCUCCAGUGUCUGUGGAGAGUUGUUUGGCUUGUUUCACAAAGCCUGAGCUUCUAUCUAAAAUUGAACAUGCUUGGCAAUGUGAAAACUGUGCAAAACUUCUACGACAACAGAGGAUGAGACUGAACAAGAAAGAACAGAGGACGAGGCUGAACAAGAAAUUGCCGAAACCUAGAUCAGGUGAUCUGGAGAAUGCGCCAAAGGACAGUAAUCCAAGGGAUAUUGAACUGAGAACCACUAAUCGAAGUGCUGUGAAAGGUGUGUCAGAUGCUUUUGAUGACGGGUUGGUGUACCAAAAUAGAACAAAUGGCUACUCAAGUCAAGAUGAAGCUUGUAGUGUAGUAAAUCGCGAUAAGAGAGUUAAGUUGGAUGAACCUGAAUCUGAAGAAAGUGAAAAUGAGACGGACUCUAAAGGUGUCAAAGUGGAAAGAGAUGCAACUAAAAGGAUACUCAUUGAUAAAGUCCCUCCAAUUUUGACUGUUCAUCUAAAAAGGUUCAGCCAAGAUGCUCGAGGACGCUUAAGUAAGCUUAGUGGCCAUGUGAAUUUCAGAGAUACUAUUGAUAUCACAACAUUUAUUGAUCCCAGGUGCCUGCAGAAGGAGGUUUACAAAUACCGGCUUGUGGGUGUCGUGGAACAUUCAGGGACUAUGAGGGGAGGUCACUAUAUUGCAUAUGUUAGAGGCGGCCCAAAGAUCGCUGGGAAAGACAAGGACGCGGAAGAUUAUGUGUGGUAUUAUGCCAGUGAUGCCUACGUACGAGAGGUCUCAUUAGAGGAAGUUCUUCGGAGUGAAGCCUAUAUUUUGUUCUAUGAAGAAAUUUGAUACGAAUUUCUUAGCAAUAUUUUUGACAUCAAAAUGGUUGGGGUUUAAUUGAUCACCCUACAGGUUCGCGUUUGAGAAACACAUACGAUAUACACAACGAAAAGGGGUUGGAGGGUAGAAAGGUGAGUUGUAUUACUACAAUCAUAGAGUAUAAACACCCAUUUUUUGUUAUUUUUCAAAUUUCAAAAUGCCAUCACUUAAAGAUGUACAUGUUGAAAAAUGCAUGUAGAGAAAGAGUUCAAAAAAGCAAUCCUUAUUUACCAGCAUGGGGUGGUAAGUUUAUGCUUAUUAAUUUCUUUUCUUAUUUUGUAUUAAUUGUUUACCAAGAUGUACAUGCUGGAAAAUGAUAGAGUUUGACUGUACAUUGUCAUUCAACAUUUUUCCUUUAGUGGGAAAAGUUAAAAUUGGCCCGUGAA
Molecule: messenger RNA, 4376 nt
Organism: Nicotiana tabacum (common tobacco)
Lineage: Eukaryota; Viridiplantae; Streptophyta; Magnoliopsida; Solanales; Solanaceae
Source: RefSeq, a predicted model, not a curated record